Molecule: messenger RNA, 5500 nt
Organism: Maylandia zebra (zebra mbuna)
Lineage: Eukaryota; Metazoa; Chordata; Actinopteri; Cichliformes; Cichlidae
Gene: tnfsf10l
Product: TNF superfamily member 10, like
Biological process (GO): immune response
Cellular component (GO): membrane
Molecular function (GO): tumor necrosis factor receptor binding
Source: RefSeq, a predicted model, not a curated record
UUAGUUUGUGUUUUUGAAACAUUUGGCAGCAGAGUCCGCGCUGAAACUGAAAGAACAGUGCAUGGGAGAGAGAGCGAGAGAGAGAGCGAAUUCCUCCACAGCUCCAGGGUGAUGAAGAGGUUAAACCAGCCCCUCUCCGCUGUGCUCUCUGCCUCCUUUUGCGGCUCCAGUCCCGCUUUAAACGGCAGCUGAGCGCUGAGCGGACAUGGACACAUCCGAACUUUAACUUUCAGGUCUUUCUCCUCUCUUGCCCGCGCUCCUCUCCUCUCUUGUCCUCCCUUUCCGUCUCCCGCUGGGCUGAGCUCCGAGUGAGAAGCUGCGCUGGCAGCUGCCGUCUCAUGGAAAUCUAAUUUUGCUCUAAUUUUCGGUCAGUCGCUCAGGUCUGUGGAGGCUAUUGUCGUUUCGCUGCUCCCUUGGUUUUAAUGGUUCACUCAUGCGUCGGGAAUGCCAUGGCCACUCCGAGCGCACAGCAACAGGAUUAUUUCAGAUCGGUGAGCAGCGAAUCAACCACCUACAUGAUGGUCCCGGCAGGCGGGCCGACCGCGGCAGCGCGCCGGGAAACGCCGUCCAAGAUGUGGGUGGCUAUGGUGGUGAUAGUGGUGGUAGUGUUGCAGAUUGCUUCGACCACGGGACUCUUUGUCUACCUGAAUAUGUCGAUAUCACAGGUGCGUAGCCAGGGAGUGACAGAGGAGUUAAAAUGCCUGAGUUUACUAAAUGCUCUGGAUAAGGACCAGGACAUCCCAGAUCAGCUAGCCCAGCUCUUUGGCGAACCCUGCAUCAAACUGGCCGAAGGCAUCAAAGCUUACAUCUCCAAGGUGGCAGAUAGCAUCAUCUCAAAGCGCAUCUUCACUGAGGCGAGAACCAUGCCUCACAAUUUCAACAACUCAGGGUCAAAGUUUAUGAGCCCCGUGACCCAGAGGCCAUCUGCCCACUUGACCCUCAGAGACGCCAGUUCUCAAGGGUUUUCUUCCUCCCUGAGCAUCAUGCCUGGUCUUCAUCAGUCCUGCCGCCAUUUGGUCCGCUCAUGGGCCAAUCAGAGCCUAGGAGCUCACCUGCACAACAUGACCCUGUCUAAUGGGAAGCUCCGAGUGCCCCAAGAUGGGAGGUACUAUCUGUACUCACAGGUGUAUUUCCGUUAUCCAUCCCCAUCUGCAAAUGAGGGGGACCAGCGCAGCGUCAGCCACCAACUGGUGCAGUGCGUCUACAAGAAAACGUCCUACCCAAGCCCCAUACAGCUCCUGAAAGGUGUGGGAACCAAGUGCUGGGCUCCAGACGCUGAGUACGCCCUACACUCCGUUUACCAGGGAGGACUUUUUGAACUGAGGGCCGGUGACGAGAUCUUCGUCUCUGUCUCUUCCCCCACCAUGGUAAAUGCAGAAGAAUCUGCUAGCUACUUUGGCGCCUUCCGUCUGGACCUCUGAGAGGAAAGGAUUGGAGAAAAAAAAAAAGAAGCGAUGGGACAAUGGAUGGAUAAACAGAUGGGCUGGAGAGCUUGGGGCCUUUUGAAUAUCCACUGAUUGGGGGGAAAAAAUGGUCCUAUAGACAGAAGAGGAAAUGGAGGUCUGGAUCGUCAGUGUUUGCUUGGGCAGAUGCACUGAAGGAUGGAAGAACUGGGGUUUGAAAGAUCUACAUGGGUGAAGAAUACUGCAAGAGGAUAGUGGAUUUGCCUUUCCUGCUCUCUCGAUUAAGAGAAAGCAAGACUUCAAGAUAAAAGACAUGUGCAAUUGUGAAAAAGAAAUAAAUGUGAGGACUUUGAUUUACAGUUGAUUCUUAAGGGGGAAUUUGCCACAGGAAAAAAAUAAAAUCACAACCUUCUAGGUGAAGUUCAGAAAUUAGUCCACCAUGCUAUCUAGAUCUCAAUAUAACAUGACCCUACAUGUGUGAAUAUGUCAGUGACCUUUUUAUGGGAAAAAAUUAAACCCUUGGUUUGGAUUUGAAGAAUUUACACAAAAUAAAAACUUUACUCUCCACAUCAACGGCUGCAGAAGAAAAUGAAACAAUCAAACCAAAGCAAAAACUUCUUUUUUAAGUGUGCGAUGGGAGUUCUGUACAUAUGUAUGGCUGAGAAUGAGAUUUACACAAUGGACUGUGGUGAUUUUAAAAGUAAUUCAUUUUUAUUUUACCUUUGACUGGACUUAAAACCACUUGGGGAAUCUAAAGACUUCCUACUUGCGAAACACUAAAACUGUGGAUUUUAUGUAAAGACCUUUAGUGGAGGAAGGGGAUUGCCUCUGUGACAAACUGUAGAAAGAGCCAAGAGCUUUUUGAAGAGGAGUCUGCAAGCCAAGAAGAAGUGAAAACAAGGAGGGAGAAAUCUUGAUAACGCCAAUAAGAAUUAGCCCGGCACUGAAAGAUUAAAGGACAGAGAGCGAUGCUGUGGGUAGUAUGCAGCCUGACCACUCUGCGUGGUUGAUGUCUUUUCUUUCUCUUUCCCUUGAUUCCUUCUCUUAUCUUUUCAUGUUAACUAUUUUAUCUAUCUUGUCGAACCUGUGAAGCUGCAUUAUAUUUGAGUUCAUGGAGCAGUUAUGCAACCAACCACAAAGCAACAAUGUGAGAAGAAGAUGACAGAAACACAUGCAAAUAGUCUAGUUUCACAAUCACAGAGAGCAUGGAUUAAAGUGACAUUUAGGUUGGGUUACAUGGAGUUGUUGUUUUCACUGCAAUGAUCACUGGUUCCAUAACAUAAAAAUCUCAUUUUGGAUACAUGGAGUUAACAUUGGUGUUAUUGGUGUAUUGCAUUAUCUUUCCAGGGUAGUAGCUCAACUUGAACAUGGCAAAAUGUGCACUUACCUAAAACAACUGCAGCAUUUAGUAAAAGGACUGGUUCUUAUAUAGUGGACUCAAAGCAGUUCAUACAGCUUGCCUCAUUCACCCAUUCACAUGAGCACUUUUUUCUAUGCUUUCUUUCACUGUAAUUGUUGGUCUAGCUUCUGCAUUUGGGGAAAGUUUAAAACCUGUCAAGCCUCUAGCAAUGUCAAUGCUUCAGUUAAAAAAAAAAGAAAAAUCCUCUAGUAUAGUAGCUAACACAGAGAAGGUGGAGAUCCCUGGGAGGGUUGCAUCAGGAAGGGCAUCCAGCCUAAAAAUCUGUGCCAAAUCAAAUAUGUGGAUGCAUCCGCUGUGGCGACUCGUUUUAAAUAAGGGAACAGCCAAUAAAAGCUUUCUCUGUGCUAGCUAGAGUGGAACAUAUUGUCCUUCUAUUUGCUGAAAAAUGAUUGGUGCUAAACAUUUUAACCACCAUCUGGACACUCAGAAUGCAAAAAAUCCACACCUUAAGCAAGAACAUGGGUUUAGCAGAAAAACUCAAAGGAACAUUUUGAUAGUUUGAAUACACAGUCACCCACUGGUUUGUGGACAUUCUCGAGCUUUGAGUUUAGCAUUGUGGUGGUCGGUAUCUUCAGCUUGCGUCUGCAAACAUUUACUCAUCAGGAGAUUGUUUACUGAGGUCAGACUUCGACAUGAUCGGACCUGUUUCUGCAACAAGAGAUUUGCCCCCUGCUGGUUAUGAGAACGACUACAAAUGUAAAGCACUUGACUUGGCAAAAAGGCUGGUUUUUAAGCAGCCUGUGCCCAGGUUAAGGGAAGAUAAACAAUACUUUCAUUAUGUAACCUCAGCUAUGUUAUUAUUGUAGACGUCAGUGACAGUGAAAGAAAUAGGGUAUGGAAACUAAUUUAAUGCAUCGGUGCUGAAAUUGUUUGUUCAGAAACACAAACAGCUGACUAAAAUUGGCUGACAGUCACUUAGUAACACUGGUGCAUACACAUAACAAUUGCAAACAUUAUGAGCAGUUCAGAAACUGUAUUCUCAAACACACUCGGAUGCUACAAAUCUGAAACACAGGAUCCCACACCAAGUCAAGCAAACACAGCCCAAGAUUUGGAACGAGUGAGAGAGGAUAUUUGCAGACAUAAACCAUCCACCGCCUAGCACAGACACAACCCCUACAUGCUUUUUUUUCUGUGUGCACAUAAAAAAGUACACACAUCACCUCACACUACAUCCAGGCUAGCCUGUUCUAUGUAGACACACACAUCAUCCAAUGUCACAUCCAGCGAGAAACAUAUGCCCUGAUUAAUCUGGGCUGUCUAGCCUCCCUGUGCCAUCUGGUAAUUGUCAGUGAUCUGGCAUACAGCGAGGGUGCGCACACAAGAAUAUAUGUUUGUUCAAAGGGCUUGGUUCACAUAGAUGAUUCAGAAAAUGCGGUAAAAAAAUGUUUUUUUGCAAAUGUGAGCUCCAGUUUGCUUUGUACACUUUGUACACUUAAGCACACAUUUGAUAGGGUAACUUCCAGACUAAGCCCCUCCUUCCCAUACAGCACAGGAUAUCUUUGUAUGCAUACCGUGAAGAAGGUUAUUUUAUGGUGUAGUUUUGUCAGGCAUGCUAUGAAAACACAGCAACAGAGCUGGUUUAUUUUCUACUCAAAUCACAAAAUGAAAGGCAAAUCUCAUAUUGCAUUAAAUUACUGUUUUAAGCUCAAUUUUUGCUGGGUGGCACGCACCUGCACAUGUUUCUGUUGCUCUAACGCUCCCUGUGUGAAGUCAAGUUAUAUUCCAGUUAAAAUAAUAUAUGGUAACUUCAACAAUUAUGCAGCAUGUUAAAUAAUAUUAUAACUGUAAAUCUCUAUACCACGCAUACAAAGUUUUCCUACCUUUUGCAGUUUAAAUGGUUAUUCUUUUGAGUGAAAAAACAAACAAACAGACAAACACCUUUACCACAAAUACCUUUUGUGGAAAGGUAUUUGUGGUAAAUCUAAAAUUGUACUUUCUGCCAACUAAACUGUUAGCCAGACACAAAAAAGUGUGAUUGCUUUGGUUGCUAGCAAAUUACUGAAGUUGCCGAUAAUUUGCAGGAAAGUUGUAGAAUUAUCUGCAAAGAUGUUCCAUUUACUGGCCAAGCCUUAGUAAAACUUAAAAAUAUACAAUUCAAACCAGAAAUCUAGAAAGUUAACUAAGUAAAUGUUGUGCUUUGCUGCUAUAACCAAUGCGUUUCAAAAGAUGCACCUUUUACUUUAAUGGAGAACUGUCUUCAUGUUGUACUUUCCUUAAUUUCAUUGCCUUUUGGUGACUAAUUGGUGAGGGUUUGCAGACAAGUCAGUGUUUCUCAUGCAACAGCAGCAAUCUGCUAACAAGGUUUUUGGUGCAACAUCCUCUUGGUAGCCAGUUUCACAUAGUGACUACCAGUAACCUCCAUUAAUCACUCAAUAACAUACUGGAGACUUCACACUUUUACUUGUUGCUGCCACAGCGGUCAUUCUCUAGGCCUGUAUGACUGGGGUGUAGCUGGCAAUAGCUAAUAGAUAAUUAGCUUAGAUUAGCAUAGGUAUCAGAAACAGUAGAAUUGAUAAGAAGUUGCAUUGAAACUUUUCAAAUGUUUACUAGUAGCAGCUUUAUUAAAUUCACAGUAUAGAAGACAGGCUAUUUGUGAGCAAUUAGUGAGCAUUGGGAAAAGUCGUGGUAAUGGCUUCCAUGUUUAUUUUUUUGUGCUAUGCUAGGCUAACUUUGU